Molecule: messenger RNA, 1701 nt
Organism: Daldinia loculata
Lineage: Eukaryota; Fungi; Ascomycota; Sordariomycetes; Xylariales; Hypoxylaceae
Product: RTA1-domain-containing protein
Exons: 3
Coding region: 333-1400 (355 amino acids)
Cellular component (GO): plasma membrane; fungal-type vacuole
Source: RefSeq, a predicted model, not a curated record
UCUAUGGCUACCCGCGACUAUGACAGGUAGAGUCUAGACAUGCCUCUAAUAAACCAGUCCGGCCCUUUUUUUCAGGCUGAGCCGCAUAGGAAGUAGGUAUCUAGACUGAUAUAAUCAUUCGCGAAGCCCACACCCCGGAGUCCGCGGUCUUGCCGAUCCCGUCUUGUAGUCUUUAACUAGCACGCUUCCCUUCCGCUGGGGGAACUGUUUUUCACUCUUUACCAUAUCUGACUUGCUUUCGUUGUAGAGCUCUUUAUAUUUGUUUGUUUUAGAGUGGUUACCUUGCUUACCCUUGAAUCUUGAUCGACUUGAAUCUAAUAUCCCUAUCCGCAAUGAGUGACCAAGCCGGGUCUGGCGCCAACGCCGGCAACGACCUCGCCAACGUCGCGAUUUCCUUCAAGGACUGCACGCCAGAGAUAUGUCCUUACGAUCUGUCUUUCUAUGCGUACCGUAUCGACUUAGCACCCAACGCAGUUUUCCUAGCACUGUUCGCCCUCUCCCUCGUCGGCUUCCUCGCCGUUUUCGCCUUCACGCGGCGUGGCCGUAACUUUACUAUUGCUAUGGCCCUCGGUCUCAUCUGCGAGAUCAUAGGAUACGCCGGCCGGAUCAUGAGCUGGCAGAACCAGUGGUCUGAAAAUGGGUUCAUGAUUCAGAUCUGCUGUCUAACCAUAGCCCCGGCCUUCCUCGCCGCCGGCAUCUACCUGUGUAUCCGGAAGAUUGUGUUCGCCUUUGGGCCCGAGAACUCGCGGAUCCCACCUAAAUACUAUACUCGCAUCUUCAUCCCCUGCGACAUCGUCUCCCUAAUCCUCCAAGCCGCUGGCGGUGGUCUCGCCUCCUCCGCCUUCCACACGGGAGAAUCCACAGAUACCGGCGACAACAUCAUGAUCGCCGGUCUCGCCUUCCAAGUCUUCACGCUCUUAGUAUUCAUGCUUCUAUCCAUCGACUUCCUAAUCAAUACUUUGCGCCGGCGCCGAACCCUCGGUUCCGCAGCACUAGACCAGGACCCAGCGCUAAUCGCGAUGCGCAACUCCUGGAUGUUUAAGGCCUUCCCGCCCGCGCUAGCGCUAAGCACCAUCUGCAUCUUCUGGCGUAGUGUGUUCCGCGUUGCGGAGCUGAGUAGCGGGUGGACGGGAUCAUUGAUGGGCCGUCAGGACCUAUUCAUCGGCUUCGAGGGUGUGAUGAUCACUGUCGCUGUCUUAGUCCUGAAUGUCUUCCAUCCAAGCCUGUGCUUCGGCGAGAUUAUGGAUCGGAAGUUUGAGGCUGGCGAUGAUGGUACCCGUAAAGAGAUCCGCCAGAGCGAGUUUGAGAUGCUACCCGAAACCAAGCCUAGUACUGCGACUAGUGUUACUGAUGCUCGUGGUAGUAGUCUGAAUACGAAUGAUGUUGAGCGUGGGGCUUGAGUACGACUAAAUUACGUUGACGUUUAAGAAUUGCGGCGUUCUAGGUACAGGAGCCAGUUGGAUAUACCUUUUCUUUGAUCAUCUGCGAGGCCUUUUGGAUUCCGCUCUUUGAUAUAUCUAGAAUCUAGAUUCGACAAUGCCUUGGGUUGAUUUUUAUUAUUUAUGGAGGGUGAUAUGGACUUGCUAUAGAUUAUCUUAUAAGAUAGGAGGACGAAAUGCAAAGAUCAUAGAUUACUUCAGGGCUUGUAGAAGAGUAAGACAGCGGUAGAACAGUCUCAAACUCUUUAAUCAAGAUACUAAA